Messenger RNA from Triplophysa dalaica, 4143 nucleotides. RefSeq lists its product as uncharacterized. The transcript is spliced from 4 exons. The coding region runs from base 1276 to 1863 and encodes 195 amino acids. NCBI's taxonomy places the organism in Eukaryota, Metazoa, Chordata, Actinopteri, Cypriniformes, Nemacheilidae. The record is from RefSeq and is a predicted model, not a curated record.
CUGGGCUUUACAGUGUUUUUUAUAACAACUGUUUUGUGACUAACAAUGCUGCUGUUAUACACGACGGCUUAAGAAAAAUUAAAAUGUUUAAAACAUUGAUAUAGAAAAAGUAGUGAAAUAGGCAUUUGUUUUCAUAGGAAUAUAAUAUAUCUUGAUAUAUAUUAGUACCAAAGUUGUAAGUUUAAGGAGAUUUCUGUUUUACGGACGUCAUGAGGUCUUGAGAAUUAUUUUUUCGCAUCUGCACUUUCGUUAUAAAUCACACUUCUUGAUUUACUCGUCCUUAUCACAAUUUAUCAGUCAUAACACUAGUACAUUUACGGUUACGUAUCAGCAGAAGAGCAAAACAACAGAAGUGAACAAAAUGUACGGAAGAAACCUUAAACUCAACAUGUUGUUCUGUUUUUAUCCUGCAGGGCGCGCGCUGGGCUUCACAAGUUUGCCACUCACUCUCAAAUCUAACAUAAAACCAUAAUCAAUAGUUAUCCACAGGCAAUCAUAUAGUGAUUCUGGAUAUUUUCUACACAAGUCAUCAAAUUCUUUUCAUUUUGUUUCAUUUGUUUGUUGUUUGUAGCCUAACCUUACGACAAAACGUUAUUCGCUAAAAUCUCUUAGUCUUAUUCAAUUGAAUUCCAGCAGUCAUCGUCAAAUUUAAAACAACAAAUAUCAGAGCCGUUGAAAACAGAGUUGCGACACAAUUUGAGCUCGUGGUCAGUUAGUUCACAGAGCGCUAAACAGUUCACAACAAAUCCGUGCUGUCAACCUAUUUGAAUAGCUUUAAGCUGGACAUUCAACAGCAAGCAUAUUUGCAUAUUUUUUGCCAAAUAUAAUAGCAUAUUUUGUACACUGAAUACGAUGUUGACUACAUUUAAUGUAUCAUUUUGUCUGGGGAGUAAUAUGAAUAUAAUCUAUAAAUAUAAGAACUAUGAAUACAAGAUAUGUCCGCCAACUUGUUAAAAAGAACGUUGAAAUGAAUGGGCUUGAGUGCAGUGUUUGGAACUAUUGGUCACUUCAUGAGUACGGAUGUGUAUGCGUGUGUCGUGACUCUGUUUUUCAGCGUCUCUGACAAAUAACAAUUCUCCUUGACCAAUCAGAGAGCGCCUGCGCAAUUAAUGCCUGCCCACUUAAAAACGAUGCACUUAUUCCUUUCCACGAGGAAACUCUUGUAUUUUAAACAGGCGAACGUGCGAUGAUCUGAUUCUGUUAUCGUUUAUUUUCUGUUUUGAACUCCAACACACAUCAGCGUUCAGGUGCAUUAAACUGAGAAUUGUGGCAGAAAUGUCGCACUGUUCUUUCCCGACGCAGUUCGGGUCUAUCAUGGAUCUUCUGUCGCAAGCGGCGCUUGCAGAAAUCCAGCGACGCGUGGACGACAGAUGCGCGCUCGUGCGGAAGGACAUUGACGCUUUGAAGAGGAAGUGCGUCAUGAUGGAGAUCGAGAUGAGGAGAGUCAAAGGUCGAUUUAGGAGGAGAGUUUGGAUCAGUGGAACAUCAGAUCGCUGUACUACAUCACUCAAGAGCGGCCGUGUGAUCACGAGUCAACAACAUCCAACCAAUCCACAACACAUUCACAACAUACAAGAGGUGCUUCAGGUUCUGAAUGAUGAAUGUCAAGAUAUCAAAGAAGAAAGAGAUGAUGAUAGAGAUGUUGCAUUUGAGCGCAUCCCACCUCAGGAGAACGCAGCGAGUUCAAUAUCUCAGUUUGAAGAUCCAGAGGUCCAAAACGCACUGUUUCUACUCUCGCGGACAUGCACCCAACCGUCAGAGCAGCUGAAACUUGAGGAAGAGUGUCUGAGACUCCAAGUUGGAAAAGAUAUCAAAGAAGAAGAGGAAACUUCCAGAGAUCCUCUCAGUUAUGCCCCGCUGUGACCAUCUGUCCCAGAAGCAACUUGUCCUUCACCAAACUCAACUGUCCUGUCACAAACCAACAGAAAUCAAUAGCAUCCCACUGAGAGAGCACAGAAGGAAUCUUCCAAGUCUAUACAGGUCAGCGCUAAAGAGCCGAACACGAGCGCCUGGUGUUGUGAGGUCACGCAGGAUCCGGGUCACGUGUCCACAAACACAUUUCCAGCAUACGGGGCUCGCGGGACGCCCAGUGGUGCACACAGGAUCCAAACUAUCUGCCGCUCGACUGUGGACGCAGUACAACGGUUUAGCUGCUGGUUCUGUGCCAAGACUUUCAAGAGAUGCGAUCAGCUGAAGGAACAUCUGCGCAGUCACUCGGGCGAGAAACCGUUCAUGUGCGUCCAGUGCGGCCACAGUUUCACCAAACACAGCAACUUAACCCGACAUGCGGUGGUGCACAGCGGCGAGAAGCCCUUCCAAUGCCUUCAGUGCGGAAUUUUUUUUACACGGCGCUGCAAUCUGUUGUCACAUCAGAGGAUCCAUUCAGGUAACAUCACUUGACGUUCUCAAUGCACAUUCCUAGCCAUCGCCAUCAUCCUCGUCGUGAGAUCAAAUACAUUUUUUUCAACGAGACUGAAAGGACAAACGUCAUUUUCAUCGUCGCUGGAAAGCAUGAGUAUGUUGCCAAUGUUACAAUGACUGGAGCUGAAUUCAUCAUUUCACUUUCCGGUUGUGUUUUGGUAUUUUGUUCCAGAUUGCAUUGGAUGUUAUGUUUGUAAUUCAUUCAUUUAUGGUUUGUCUGCGUGGAUGAAUUAAACGAUAACGAAGAAAUGGUUCAUUUUGUAUUUGAAGAACGGUUUGAAAAUCUUUGGAAAAUGAAAGCGGAAACCAGUCUGAGCCAUAUUCGCAGGAGACAAGUAUUACCUUGGGACCUCCUGUGGUUUAGAAAUGACCUCCAUUAGCACGAGAUAAGUGAAACCUUUGAUUUUAGUCAAAUUUACUGAUUAUUUCCCGUAGAUGAUGGCAAGGCUUUGCGUAUAUAGUUUGUACAGUCUCACCACAGAAGUAUUGCACGGUUCCUUUUUAAGAUAUAACAAUCAAAAGCCCUGAGUUUCAGUCCUUACAUCAUGGUCAGUUGAUUUAGAUGUGUCAAAUCAAUCGAAAAAUCACGAAAAUAUAAGUUUACUCUCAAAUCUGUACGGUUUUAAAAACAUUAAAAAAAACCGCUAAUCUAAUGUGUUAGAAGUGAGGUAAAACGAAACUUAAAAAAAAAAAUGACGGGAGUGCGCGACUGAGCGACGUUUACCAGUUCAGACAAUUUUUACAAUAAAAAAUAACCAUCAGGGAAAUUUUACUUUCUGUUUGUAAUAAACAAGGGAACAUUACUUUCUGUUUUUUUUAACUUGAAACCUUUUUUUUAUUUGAAACCUGAAAAGAACAAUCUUAGAAUGUUUUUUUGGGGAACCAAAACUAACCUUAGAGGAACGUUCUGUGUUUACUGGGAUGUGUGUGACAGUUAAUGACCACAAUGUUGUCUAGGCAACAGGCCACUUCCUCUUCCUGUUAGUAUGUCCCAGUGCUGCAUACAGAUUUGCUGCACACUAAAAUGUAAAUACUUUUCCACAACAAAAACAGCACAAACUUUUAGUGCAUAUAGGCAAAUUAUGAUGCAGCAACAGUUUUACAUCUUGGUGUAAAUCAGCUGGACCUGAUCAUACAUUAAUAAACAUGAUUUUAAAAAAGAAAACAUCAUUGUAAGAGGAAAGAUAAAACUGAAAAAAGGAAAUUGUAGCAGAAAACAUCACACUGUCAGAUGAUGAAAGAAAGAUGCAUUUUGAAUUUGGCUAACAUAGAAGGUGUUCUUACAUGGAUUGACAGAUUGUCAUGAAGGACUGUUUCAUGGUCUGUGUGAUCUAGAUGGAUUGUGAACAAGUAUGAAGGAGCCCAGGAAGAACACACCCUUAACAGUGAGCAGAAUGUCAUUAAAGUCUUAAACCUUUCAUAAGAUCUGCUGUACUGUUGAGUAGAUGAGAACAUCGUUCCAAUCAGACAUGAGUUUCCUUUCAUGUGUGAACUUUGGGGUGAACAGAUGUCUGACAUGAGAUGGAGAUGAAAAGUCUGUGAGGGGUCAAUUACACUAUAUUGCUAGUGCAUUGUCUGAUCUAUGUGUUAAAGUCAUUCAUAUUAUUGGAUAUAAAACUUCUGGCUUCAAAAGUAUUCACCACUUGUUCCUUAUUUGUUUCUUCUGUUAAUUGUGUUACUCCUGCUGUAAAUUUCUGGAAUAAAUCACCCAAGUUACUUCUA